CUACGCACCGUCAAAUGUCAAUUGAUUUUCUCUGCCUUCUUAAACCCUACUUAAAUACACUCACUUCAACACAUUCAGUUUCAGAUCUCACUCCACCAUUUUCAUCUUUCCUUGGAUCUCGCACCCCGCACCUUCAUCAAUGGCGGUGACUCGACUCGUUCUCCUUCUCUUCCUCUCCUGCUUACUCCUCCUUUCUCUCUCCUCUCUCUCCCAUUCCAAACCUGAUGACGACGACCUCGACGAAGACCUAUCUUUCCUCGAAGACGAAAUCGACGCUGUCAGUUCAUCUCCAAAAUCAGAAGAAUCCGAUGAAUUCGAUGAUGAUUUUGGAAACUACGAUGAUGAUUUCGAUGAUUCACAGUUUGGAAGCGAUGUUGAUGGCGAUGGUGAAUCAGAUGAGUAUGCGAUGCCGGAAGUAGAUGAGAAGGACGUCGUCGUUUUGAAGGAGAGAAAUUUUACGGAUGUGAUUGAAAAUAAUGUGUAUGUGAUGGUUGAGUUUUACGCGCCUUGGUGUGGUCAUUGUCAAGCUCUGGCUCCAGAAUAUGCUGCUGCUGCUACUCAACUUAAAUCUGAUGCUGUCAAUGUAGUGAUGGCUAAAGUUGAUGCUACUGAAGAGAAUGAACUUGCUCAUCAGUUUGAUGUUCAAGGAUUUCCUACUGUUCUUUUCUUUGUUGAUGGCGAACAUAAGCCUUAUAACGGCCAGCGCACUAAGGAUGCUAUAGUGACAUGGAUUAAGAAGAAAACGGGGCCUGGUGUAUACAACAUUACAACAGCAGAGGAAGCAGAAAAGAUUCUAACCUCAAAUGAUAAAGCUGUUUUGGCCUACUUGAAUUCUUUGACGGGUUCUGAAAGUGAUGAGCUUGCUGCAGCUUCAAGGCUUGAAGAUGAUGUGAACUUCUAUCAAACUGUAGAGCCUAAUGUAGCAAAGCUUUUUGAGAUUGAAACCGAUGCAAAACGACCGGCUUUAGUUUUGUUGAAGAAUGAUGUUGACAAAAUCAAUCAUUUUGAUGGUAAAUUUUCCAAGUCUGCUGUUUCCGAGUUUGUCUUUGCCAAUAAACUUCCCUUGGUGACCACCUUCACCAGAGAAAGUGCUUCAUUGAUAUUCGAAAGUCAGAUCAAGAAGCAGAUCUUGCUGUUUGCCAUUUCAAAUGACUCAGAGAAGGUUCUCCCAACAUUCCGCGAAGCUGCCAAGUUCUUUAAAGGAAAGAUUAUCUUUGUAUAUGUUCAACUAGACAAUGAAGAUACCGGCAAACCUGUUGCUGAUUAUUUUGGUGUCACAGGAGAUGCCCCACAGAUUAUUGCAUAUUCAGGAAAUGAAGAUGGCAAAAAAUUCUUUCUUGAUGGAGAAAUAACCUUAGAAAAAGUGAAGGCUUUUGGAGAAGAUUUCGUGGAAGACAAGCUUAAACCUUUCUACAAAUCUGAUCCGAUCCCUGAGACUAACGAUGGUGAUGUGAAGAUAGUUGUUGGAAAUAACUUUGACGAGAUUGUCCUGGAUGAGUCCAAGGAUGUGCUGCUUGAGAUUUAUGCUCCUUGGUGUGGUCACUGCCAAUCAUUAGAGCCUACAUACAAUAAGCUAGCUAGACAUUUACGAGAAAUCGACUCCCUUGUCAUAGCAAAAAUGGAUGGGACCACAAACGAGCACCCCAGAGCAAAGUCCGAUGGGUUCCCGACCCUUUUAUUCUUUCCAGCUGGGAACAAAAGUUUUGAUCCUAUUACCGUUGACACAGAUCGUACAGUGGUGGCAUUCUACAAAUUCUUGAAGAAACACGCAGCAAUACCAUUUAAGCUUUCAAAGUCAGCAUCAACUUCAAAGGCAGAAAUCGCUAAAGGUUCCGAUUCUAAAGAUUCUUCUCAGAGUGACAGUGUCAAAUAUUUGAAGGAUGAAUUGUAGAAGUAUCACACAUGGUAUAAGUUAAUAACAUGUUAUUAGUUGACAUAUUCCGAUGGAUUAGCAUCAUAGAGAAUAGUUGGAGGAAGGUACUAAACCGUAGGCUUAAGAAAACCGUAUGGCUUCCAUCCUCGCGGCUGAAGAAAACCGUAUUGCAAUGUGUACUAAUUGUUGAUGUUAUUUCCAUUGGAUAUCAUGUUAAGACUCAAAAGUUGUAGUUGCGUCUGUUCUAGUCGGAAGUUGUUUAAUAGUGUUGUAUGUAUCUCUUGAAGUUGGCUCUUGCUUAACUCACUCACAUUAUUAGAUAUAAUUAUAAUUAUUGGAAAACUAACCAAAUUUACAAUUCA
Molecule: messenger RNA, 2235 nt
Organism: Amaranthus tricolor (Joseph's coat)
Lineage: Eukaryota; Viridiplantae; Streptophyta; Magnoliopsida; Caryophyllales; Amaranthaceae
Product: protein disulfide isomerase-like 1-4
Exons: 12
Coding region: 140-1891 (583 amino acids)
Biological process (GO): protein folding; response to endoplasmic reticulum stress
Cellular component (GO): endoplasmic reticulum
Molecular function (GO): protein disulfide isomerase activity
Source: RefSeq, a predicted model, not a curated record